AUGAUGGCUGAGUUACUUUCUUCGAAUGGUAUCACUAACGACAGAGAAAAGAAACAUGUUAUCGUUAACUAUCUGCCAGGAGACAUCACAGAAGUUUUACUUCAAGCCAUGUUUGCUUCUUGUGGUGCUAUAACUGGAGUUCGCCUUAUGCGAGACAAAAGCGGAGUUAGUCUUGGUUAUGCGUUCGUAAACUACAACAAUGAAGUUGACGCAGCGAGAGCUAUUGAAAGAUUUGAUGGGCAUCAAAUGGGUGCUAAAAAAAUACGGGUUAGUUAUGCUAGGCCAUCGUCUGAGGAGAUCAAGAAUGCGAAUCUUUACAUCGCCGGUUUACCGAAAUCUACUAGCGAGGACGAACUGAGAGCAUGGUUUAGCGUCUAUGGGACUAUAAUUUCUUCAAAGGUUUUGACAUUAGAAACUGGUGAAAGUCGUGGCGUUGGUUUUAUUCGUUUUGACAAGCGCUCCGAGGCACAAGAAGCAAUCGAUUCCUUGAAUGGUAAAAAUUACUAG
Porites lobata is the source of this 507-nucleotide messenger RNA. The record is from the annotation of a GenBank genome assembly. NCBI's taxonomy places the organism in Eukaryota, Metazoa, Cnidaria, Anthozoa, Scleractinia, Poritidae.